AUGGCCACCGGACAACUUUUCUCGUGCACCACUCAAGCGUUGUUCUACAACUACAAGCAGCUCCCAAUCCAGCGCAUGCUGGAUUUUGACUUCCUUUGUGGGAGGGAAACACCGUCCGUUGCUGGAAUCAUUAACCCCGGUGCUGAGGGAUUUCAGAAACUCUUUUUCGGUCAAGAGGAGAUCGCCAUACCAGUGCACUCAACCAUUGAAGCAUCUUGUGCAGCACAUCCUACUGCCGAUGUCUUCAUCAACUUUGCUUCCUUUAGAAGUGCUGCCGCUUCCUCCAUGGCUGCUCUGAAGCAACCAACGAUUAGAGUUGUUGCAAUCAUUGCUGAAGGUGUACCUGAGUCAGACGCUAAGCAAUUGAUCGCGUAUGCACGAGCAAACAACAAGGUUGUUAUUGGCCCAGCUACUGUUGGAGGAAUUCAAGCUGGUGCUUUUAAGAUUGGUGACACUGCUGGAACAAUUGAUAACAUAAUUCACUGCAAGCUGUACAGGCCUGGAUCUGUUGGUUUUGUCUCCAAAUCUGGUGGGAUGUCUAAUGAAUUAUACAAUACUGUGGCUCGUGUAACAGAUGGGCUUUUUGAAGGUAUUGCUAUUGGAGGAGAUGUGUUCCCAGGUUCUACUCUUUCUGACCAUGUUCUGCGGUUUAACAAUAUCCCCCAGGUUAAACUUAUUGUUGUACUUGGGGAACUUGGUGGGAGCGAUGAGUAUUCUCUAGUUGAAGCUUUGAAACAGGGGAAAGUUUCCAAACCAGUCGUUGCAUGGGUUAGUGGAACUUGCGCAAGGCUUUUCAAAUCCGAAGUACAAUUUGGUCAUGCUGGCGCAAAAAGUGGUGGUGAGUUGGAGUCUGCACAAGCAAAGAAUCAAGCCUUGAGGGAUGCUGGAGCUGUUGUUCCCACUUCAUAUGAAGCUUUAGAAACUGCUAUCAAGGAAACCUUUGAAAAACUGGUUGAACAAGGGAAGAUUACACCAGUGAAGGAAUUUAAGCCUCCACAAAUACCUGAAGAUCUUAACUCUGCAAUUAAGAGUGGAAAAGUUCGGGCUCCAACUCACAUUAUAUCCACAAUCUCUGAUGAUAGAGGUGAGGAACCAUGCUAUGCUGGUGUACCUAUGUCCUCCAUUGUUGAGCAGGGUUACGGUGUGGGUGAUGUUAUCUCUCUUUUGUGGUUCAAGCGCAGCCUUCCCCGUUAUUGUACUCAGUUUAUUGAGAUAUGCAUCAUGUUAUGUGCUGACCAUGGUCCUUGCGUCUCUGGAGCUCACAACACAAUAGUAACUGCUAGGGCCGGCAAGGACCUUGUUUCCAGCCUUGUCUCAGGUUUGCUCACAAUUGGUCCCCGAUUUGGUGGUGCCGUUGAUGAUGCUGCUCGAUACUUCAAGGAUGCAUAUGACAGGAAUCUUACACCUUAUGAAUUUGUCGAGAGUAUGAAAAAGAAAGGCAUUCGUGUGCCAGGGAUUGGGCACAGGAUCAAGAGAGGGGACAACAGAGAUAAGAGAGUAGAGCUGCUACAAGCGUUCGCACGCACACAUUUCCCUUCUGUCAAGUACAUGGAAUAUGCAGUACAAGUUGAAACCUACACACUCUCAAAGGCAAACAACCUGGUCCUUAAUGUCGAUGGUGCUAUUGGAACCCUGUUCUUGGAUCUUCUUGCAGGCAGUGGAAUGUUCAGCAAGCAAGAGAUUGAUGAGAUUGUUGAUAUUGGCUAUCUGAAUGGGCUUUUUGUGCUGGCACGUUCCAUCGGUUUGAUUGGGCACACUUUUGACCAGAAGAGAUUGAAGCAGCCCCUAUACCGCCACCCAUGGGAGGAUGUUCUUUACACCAAGUGGCUUCAGUCGUCGGGCACAGGCCAUGCCAAAGCUCACAACAAUACAGAGUCUGUAAGCAAAGCCAUUGCUCAGUACACCGUCGAUGCUCGGCUGCACGCGGUGUUUGAGCAGUCAGGCGAGUCUGGUAAGUCCUUCGACUACUCACAGAGCAUGAGGACCACCAAAGACUCAGUCCCGGAGCAGCAGAUUACAGCUUACCUGUCCAAAAUUCAAAGGGGUGGCCAUAUUCAACCCUUUGGGUGCAUGAUGGCUGUGGACGAAGCCACCUUUGGGGUCAUUGCGUACAGCGAAAACGCCCGAGACCUGCUCGACCUAACGCCGCAGUCAGUUCCGAACCUCGAAAAACCUGAGAUCCUCACAAUUGGGACUGAUGUCCGUACACUCUUGACGCCCUCCAGCGCAGUUUUGCUCGAGAAAGCAUUUGGAGCUCGGGAGAUUACACUUUUGAACCCAAUUUGGAUCCACUCCAAGAUUUCUGGAAAGCCCUUUUACGCAAUUCUGCAUCGGAUUGAUGUUGGGGUUGUGAUUGAUUUGGAGCCUGCUAGAACAGAGGACCCUGCGCUGUCUAUAGCCGGCGCGGUUCAGUCUCAGAAAUUGGCAGUGAGGGCAAUUUCACAGCUGCAGUCACUGCCUGGUGGGGACAUUAAGAUUUUGUGUGAUACUGCGGUUGAGAGUGUAAGGGAGCUUACUGGUUAUGAUAGAGUUAUGGUGUAUAAGUUUCACGAGGAUGAGCAUGGUGAGGUUGUGGCUGAGAGCAAGAGGCCUGACUUAGAGCCAUAUCUUGGGCUGCACUAUCCUGCCACGGAUAUACCUCAGGCGUCGAGGUUUUUGUUCAAGCAGAACCGGGUCAGAAUGAUAGUAGACUGUCAUGCCACGCCGGUCCAUGUAAUUCAGGAUGAAGGGCUGAUGCAGCCUCUGUGCUUGGUUGGAUCCACACUUCGUGCCCCCCAUGGUUGUCACUCCCAGUAUAUGGCUAAUAUGGGCUCCAUUGCCUCGCUAGCUUUGGCAGUCAUCAUCAAUGGAAAUGAUGAGGAAGCUAUUGGCGGGAGGAACUCAAUGAGACUAUGGGGCCUGGUUGUUUGCCACCAUACCUCUGUUCGGUGCAUUCCGUUUCCCCUUCGGUAUGCUUGUGAGUUCCUAAUGCAGGCCUUUGGGCUUCAGUUGAAUAUGGAAUUGCAAUUGGCUUCACAAUUGUCUGAGAAACAUGUUUUGAGGACCCAGACUCUCUUGUGUGAUAUGCUUCUUCGUGACACCCCAGCUGGCAUUGUUACUCAAAGUCCUAGUAUUAUGGACCUUGUGAAGUGUGACGGGGCUGCACUAUACUACCAAGGGAAGUACUACCCAAUAGGUGUGACCCCGACUGAAGCGCAGAUAAAGGACAUUGUGGAGUGGCUGUUGGCUUUCCAUGGAAGUUCAACAGGUUUAAGCACAGAUAGUUUGGGUGAUGCUGGGUACCCUGGAGCUGCCUCUCUGGGCGAUGCUGUUUGUGGGAUGGCUGCUGCUUAUAUCACUAAGAGGGAUUUUCUGUUCUGGUUCCGAUCCCACACUGAAAAAGAGAUCAAAUGGGGUGGAGCAAAGCAUCAUCCAGAGGACAAGGAUGAUGGACAGAGGAUGCAUCCACGCUCUUCAUUCAAGGCAUUUUUGGAAGUGGUUAAAAGCCGUAGUUUGCCGUGGGAGAACGCAGAAAUGGAUGCAAUACACUCCUUGCAGAUUAUUUUGAGAGACUCAUUUAAGGAUGCAGAGACAAACAAUUCAAAAGCUGUUACGCAGGCCCAGCUUGGUGAUCUGGAGUUUCAAGGGAUCAAUGAGCUCAGCUCGGUAGCAAGAGAAAUGGUUAGAUUGAUAGAGACAGCAACUGCUCCCAUAUUUGCUGUAGAUGUUGAUGGAUGUAUAAAUGGGUGGAAUGCAAAGGUUGCAGAGUUGACAGGUCUCUCAGUCGAGGAAGCAACCGGAAAGUCCUUGGUUCAUGAUCUUGUUUACAAAGAAUCUGAAGAAAUUGUUGACAGACUUCUUUUCCGCGCUUUAAGAGGAGAAGAAGAUAAGAAUGUAGAAAUAAAAAUGAGGACAUUUGGCCCAGAGCACGACAACAAGCCUGUUUUUGUGGUGGUUAAUGCUUGCUGUAGCAAGGAUUACGCCAGUAAUAUAGUUGGAGUUUGCUUCGUUGGUCAGGACGUAACUGGUCAAAAAGUAGUAAUGGACAAGUUCAUAAAAAUACAAGGUGAUUACAAGGCCAUCGUUCAUAGUCCAAACCCUUUGAUCCCUCCUAUAUUUGCUUCAGAUGAUAACACAUGUUGCUCGGAAUGGAACACUGCCAUGGCAAAGCUCACUGGGUGGAGCCAUGGAGAAAUCCUUGGAAAAAUGUUAGUUGGAGAGGUCUUUGGCAGUUGCUGUCGACUCAAGGGUCCGGAUGCUAUGACAAAAUUCAUGAUUGUCCUACACAAUGCCAUUGGAGGGCUAGACACAGACAAAUUUCCCUUUUCAUUCUUUGACCGAAAUGGGAAAUAUGUACAAGCUCUCUUGACAGCCAAUAAGAGGGUGAACGCAGAAGGUCAGGUUAUUGGAGCUUUCUGCUUUUUGCAGAUUGCAAGUUCAGAACUGCAGCAAGCUCUUAAAGUUCAGAGGCAACAGGAAAAUGAAUGUUUUUCUAGGAUGAAAGAAUUGGCUUACAUUUGCCAGGAAAUAAAAAAUCCUUUAAGUGGUAUACGCUUUACCAACUCACUUUUGGAGGCUACAGAUUUAACUGAGGAUCAAAAGCAGUUUUUGGAGACUAGUGCUGCUUGUGAGAAGCAAAUUUUGAAGAUUAUAAAAGAUGUUGAUCUGGAUAGCAUUGAAGAUGGAUCACUGGAGCUUGAGAAGUCAGAAUUCUUUCUUGGGAGUGUCAUAAACGCUGUUGUUAGCCAAGUAAUGUUAUUGCUGAGGGAAAGGGAUCUACAAUUGAUUCGGGAUAUUCCUGAAGAAAUCAAAACAUUGGCUGUUUGUGGUGAUCAAGUGAGAAUUCAGCAGGUCUUAGCUGAUUUCUUAUUGAAUAUGGUACGUUAUGCACCAUCUCCAGAAGGUUGGGUGGAGAUUCAUGUUCUUCCAAGCUUGAAGAAAGUACCUGAUGGAGUCACUCUGCUUCAUACUGAAUUCAGGUUGGUAUGUCCUGGUGACGGUCUUCCUCCUCAAUUAGUUCAAGAUAUGUUCCAUAGCAGUCAAUGGAUGACUCAGGAGGGCCUAGGACUGAGCAUGUGCAGGAAGAUUUUAAAGCUUAUGAAUGGAGAAGACUUUAUAGUCUCAGCAGGAGAUGCUCCUUCUCCCAGAACAAACUGCACCGGGCACCAAAGCUACCAGAUUCGUUUCAAGGGUACUUGA
Messenger RNA from Prunus armeniaca (apricot), 5178 nucleotides. The record is from the annotation of a GenBank genome assembly. NCBI's taxonomy places the organism in Eukaryota, Viridiplantae, Streptophyta, Magnoliopsida, Rosales, Rosaceae.